AUGAAGAGUAGCUUAAAGUAUUUGGUUGGUAUGAUAAUUGGUGCAGGAGGAAUGUACCUUUACACCAACACUAAACAACCUUCAAAUAUCAUUGGUGGUUAUGCACCUCUCCACAGAAUUCAUAACCACAUUUGUGGUGUUCAUGGCUAUGCUCAUGAUAUGAAAAGAAGUAUUACAGCUCAUCAUUAUUGCUCUCAUAUCCGACCAGAUUUUCAUCAAUGUGUUAUUUAUGAUAGUGAUAGUCCUGAUGCCAAACUAAUCGGAAUCGAAUACAUUAUCACUGAGGAAACGUAUAAUACAUUGGAUCCAGAAGAGCAAAAACUUUGGCAUUCUCACCAAUAUGAAGUUAAAGGUGGAUUGAUUACGUGCCCUCAUAUUCCUCAACUUGUUGAACAUCAAAUUAUGAAACAUAUAAUUAAGACAUAUGGUAAAACAUUCCACACUUGGCAAGUUGACACUCAACCUGAUUUACCUUUGGGAAUCCCUCAAUUAAUGAUGGCCUACACAAGAGAGGAGAAUAUGCCAGAAGCACAUGUCAGAAAAAUGUUUCUUAAUAUGGAUAGAUUGAGAGAUGACAUUAUCAAAGAUAGAAUCUACAUUGAAGGAAGUGAGAAAGGCAUUCACCCAAAUGCUGACUCCUGGGAGAAGGGAAAUACCGAAUUAUUAUUGAAACUUGUUGAUUUCAAUUCCAACUCCGUUUCAGCAAAUAAUAAUUCAGAAAUGAAACCAACAAUUCCAAAAGAUGUUGUCUUUGAUUUGAAAAAGGAAUAA
Molecule: messenger RNA, 771 nt
Organism: Naegleria gruberi
Lineage: Eukaryota; Heterolobosea; Eutetramitea; Acrasida; Naegleriidae
Exons: 4
Coding region: 1-771 (256 amino acids)
Source: RefSeq, a predicted model, not a curated record